Messenger RNA from Ilex paraguariensis (yerba mate), 1134 nucleotides. The record is from the annotation of a GenBank genome assembly. NCBI's taxonomy places the organism in Eukaryota, Viridiplantae, Streptophyta, Magnoliopsida, Aquifoliales, Aquifoliaceae.
AUGGCGUUCUCAGAGAACUAUCGCCAAUCUCUCAUCCCAAGCUUCAUCUACUCGUCUUCAUCAGCAUCCAAGAAGCUCAUAGAUAUGGAUCACUUGAUGUCGAAUCGGAACAUUAUGUUGAAUUCUUCAUCUUCACCGUCUAUUUCAUCUAAUGGAGGAGUAACGUCGUCGAAGAAGAGCAUCGUGAUCCCAGCUCCGAACGAGCCAGGUAAGAUCGAGAUGUUCUCGCCGGCAUACUACGCCGCGUGCACCGUCGGUGGAGUCUUCAGCUGUGGACUUACUCACACGUCCGUCACCCCUCUCGAUCUUGUCAAGUGUAACAUGCAGAUUGACCCUGCAAAGUACAAGACCAUUUCUUCUGGUUUUGGAAUAUUGCUCAAGGAGCAGGGAAUUAAAGGUUUGUUUAGGGGCUGGGUGCCAACCUUGCUUGGUUACAGUGCACAGGGCGCAUGCAAGAUGGGAUUUUAUGAAUUUUUCAAGAAGUACUAUUCCGAUAUUGCUGGUCCUGAGUAUGCAGCCAAGUACAAAACUUUGAUCUAUCUUGCGGGAUCUGCAUCUGCUGAGGUGAUUGCUGAUGUUGCCCUCUGUCCCUUUGAGGCAGUGAAGGUUCGUGUCCAGACUCAGCCUGGGUUUGCCAGAGGUCUGUCAGAUGGCCUUCCAAAGUUUAUCAAGUCUGAAGGCGCUCUUGGGCUUUAUAAGGGGAUUGUUCCUCUUUGGGGACGACAGAUUCCAUAUACAAUGAUGAAGUUUGCAUCUUUUGAGACUAUUGUGGAGCUCCUUUACAAGUACGCUAUCCCAACUCCAAAAGAACAGUGUAGCAAGCCUUUUCAGCUUGGAGUGAGUUUUGCUGGUGGAUAUGUUGCGGGUGUAUUCUGUGCCAUCGUAUCACACCCUGCUGAUAACCUGGUCUCUUUUCUCAACAAUGCCAAGGGGGCAACUGUGGGUGAUGCUGUGAAGAAGAUGGGCUUAUGGGAACUGUGUACUCGUGGUCUUCCUCUUCGUAUAGUCAUGAUCGGAACCCUUACUGGAGCUCAGUGGGGUAUCUAUGAUGCUUUUAAAGUUUUUGUUGGGCUGCCAACUACUGGAGGUGUGGCUCCUGCUCCUGCUCCUGCUGCUGUGUCCGCGAAGAUGUGA